This is a messenger RNA of Aspergillus niger, 444 nucleotides long. RefSeq lists its product as hypothetical. The record is from RefSeq and is a predicted model, not a curated record. Bases 1 to 444 code for a protein of 147 amino acids. The transcript has 3 exons. NCBI's taxonomy places the organism in Eukaryota, Fungi, Ascomycota, Eurotiomycetes, Eurotiales, Aspergillaceae.
AUGGCUGGAUUGGGAAGUUCCUGGUCGGAAGCGAUCAGCUCGGUUGCUGACCGUUUAUCCAUGCUGGGGAACCGGUCGGUGGUUCGAGUCUGGAGAGUGAUGAGAGUGAGAGUCAGACAUACGACCACCUUUCCUGCCACCGGAUAUACGAAAACCGAAGGGAAAGGAAAAAUGGCGCAGUCCAUCGGGCGCGGUGACGGGUUGGGUUUAGAUAGUCCUGGUAGUACCACCACAACCACCACCAGCGUCACUAAUUCGUCUAGUCGAUUCAGUCCCAAAAGUCACUCGGUAACUCCGGGGUUGAUGGCUUUUCCUCUUCUGCUUCCUUACAGCCGGAUUACACCCGGGGUUAUUGUCCGCCUUGCUGUUUUCCUGGUUCACGCUCAUCAUCAUCCCAUCGUUGAUUGGAGAAGAAACCGUUGGAAUGGUUACGCAAAGGAGUAA